Molecule: messenger RNA, 3564 nt
Organism: Medioppia subpectinata
Lineage: Eukaryota; Metazoa; Arthropoda; Arachnida; Sarcoptiformes; Oppiidae
Source: the annotation of a GenBank genome assembly
AUGUGUUCGCCGGCGGACGACAGCCAAUCGUUGACUUACGAGUCUAUCAUUGAGUCGUUUGUCCGCCAAAAGUCAUUUAAAUGUCAUUACGACGGAUGCGACAAAGGGUUUGUCAAUAAAAGCCAAUUGGAUUCGCAUAUAAGCCGAAGACAUGCCGUCAAAGACAACACACAGUCCGGGGAACCGAUCGACAAAUCAUCUCAUGUCAGACACCAGUCAUUGAGUGCAGCACUCAAUGGUAUACAACAGAUACCAGUCAUCAGUACUUCUGAGACUUCACAGCCGCUGACAAUAACUACAAUCACUACCACUAGUCAUACAUUUCCAUCGAUAACAAGCACUUCCGAUACCAAAGAUCAGUCUCAGAGCUCAACAAUCAGUACAACAUUCCCACACAUAAUAACCACAACUACUACUACUAGUCCUACAGUCCCGACAAUAACCACAACCACUACUACUUUCAGAGCCGACAGUCAAUGGGUGGACAUUAACAAUUCUUCAGCCGAUAUCAAAGGCCAACUGUUGACGCCAUCACUUGAUGUCAUUUGUCAGACUUCAAACGCCACAACAGUUGUGCCAUCACUGCCACAAACAGUGACCACUUUCAGCGCCGACAGCCAAUUGGUGGACAUUACUAGCGAUAAUGAUUCGGACUCUGAUAUCGAACUCAUUGGCAGAGUUCCGGCGCCCAAACGGCCCGCACGUAACCGAUCGGCCGUUGAUAUCAAGCCAUCGCUCAUAGACUCCAUACCUCUGGUGCCGGAAAUAGUCAACAAAGCGCCCUUAGCUGUCAUAACGUUGAUGAGCGCUGGCGAUGAGCUAAUCCGUGACAUCGCGUCCGGUAUACGAGUGGUUAACAAGCGUAAGGCGCCCGUAGAUCCACGACCGGCCCCGAAAACGACCAGAAUAACUGCACCCGACCUAAUCCCAUUGCACCCGUGCCCGUACGUGAGCUGCCGCCAGACAUUUAAGACCCGAUCAUUACUGUCCACACAUAUGCUGUCCGUCCACAACGAGCACUGGAGGGCCGAUCAGAGCUUUCCGUGCGAUAAAUGUCAUCUCAAGUAUAGCACAGGACUCGCCCUCGACAGCCAUCAAGAGUUGGCGCACCCGACAGCCUCACCCGACCUGAUCCCGUGUCCAUACAUUGUCUGUCAUUUGACAUUCACAUCGCAAUCAUUACUGUCCAGUCAUCUACAGUCCGUCCAUUCGAACAAGGGGUGGUCGGCCGGUCAGCCGACGGCCUUGCGGUGCCAUAUAUGCCAACUCAAGUACACGACACUACUGGCCUUCAAUUGGCACCAGGCGUUGACUCACCCGAAGUCCGUGUCUACUCCUGUGCCCACCCCUAAGCCCAUAGUGGAUGAGUGGCACCACUGCUCGUACGCCGGGUGUUACGAGAAAUAUAAGACCCGGUUAUUGGUGUUCAUUCACAUGCAGGACACGCACUCAUACGGCACUGUCAACGCGUGGUCGGCCGGUGAGCGCCCGGCGGAUGGCAUUUAUCUGUGCGAUAAAUGUCAUCUCAAGUACCGGACAGUACUGCACCUGCGGAUGCACCAGGCGUUGGCCCACCCGAUGGCACCCGAGCUCAAUGUGACCAACAAUAACACGGGCUUCACGUGCGAGAAGUGCCACAAGCAUUUCAAUAGGAUUGUGCCGUUUAUGGCCCACGAGUGCAAUGAGCAGUCGCCAGUCGUGCUGCCCCUAAAAGCCAUAUCCAAACCCACGCCAACCUCCGGCCGACACAUACCCUGUGACGCGUGCGGCAAAUUCCAAUCGUUGACUUACGAGUCUAUCAUUGAGUCGUUUGUCCGCCAAAAGUCAUUCAAAUGUCAUUACGACGGAUGCGACAAAGGGUUCGCCACUCAAAGCCGAUUGGAUUCGCAUAUAAGCCGAAGACAUGCCAUCGAUAGCAGCGCACAGUUCGGGGAACCGAUCGGCGGAUCAUCUCAUGUCAGACACCAGUCAUUGAGUGUAGCACUCGAUGGUAUACAACAGAUACCAGUCAUCAAUACUGCUGACACUUCACCGCCGCUGACAAUAACCACAACCACUACUACUUCCAGUGCUGGCAGACAAUCGGUGGACAACACUUGCGAUACUACUUCACCCGAUGGCCACCAACUGAGGCCAACAAACACUACCACUAGUCCUACAUUACCAUUGAUUACAAGCACUUUCGAUACCAAAGAUCAGUCUCAGAGCUCAACAAUCAGUACAACAUUCCCUUCAUUUCCGCACACAAUAACCACAACCACUGCUACUUCCAGUGCCGACAGACAAUGGGUGGACAUUAAGUACAAUAACAAUUCUUCAGCCGAUAUCAAAGGCCAACCGUUGACGCCAUCACUUGAUGUCAUUAAUCAGACUUCAAACGCGACAACAGUUGUGCCAUCACUGCCACAAACAGUGAUCACUUCCAGCGCCGACAGCCAAUUGGUGGACAUUAGUAGCGAUAAUGAUUCGGACUUUGAUAUAGAACUCAUUGGCAGAGUUCCGGCGCCCAAACGGCCCGCACGUAACCGAUCGCCCGUUGAUAUCAAGCCAUCGCUCAUAGACUCCAUACCUUUGGUGCCGGAAAUAGUCAACAAAGAGCCCGAAGCGGUCAUAACUUUGACCGGCGCUGGCAAUGAGCUAAUCCGUGACAUCGCGCCCGGCAUACGGGUGGUCAAGAAGCGUAAGGCGCCCGCAGAUCCACGACUGGCCCCUAAAACUACCAGAACACGUGCACCCGACCUGAUCCCACGGCACCUGUGCCCAUACAUGGGCUGCCUUCAGACAUUUAGGACCAAAUCAUUACUGUCCGCUCAUCAAGCGUUGGCGCACCCGAAGCCCACCACCACUGAGAAACCCUCACCAGACCUGAUGACGUGUCCAUUCAUUGUCUGUCUGCAAACAUUCACAUCGCAAUCAUUACUGUCCACUCAUCUACAGUCUGUCCACUCGAACGAGCAGUGGUCGGCCGGUCAGCCGGCGGUUUUGCUGUGCCAUAUAUGCGGCCUCAAGUAUACGACACUAAUGGCCCUCAACCGGCACCAGGCGUCGGCGCACCCGAAGCCAGUGUCGCCGGUGUCUACCCCUGUGCCCACCCCUAACCCUAUAAUGGAUGAGUACCACCACUGCCCGUACGUCGGCUGUAACGAGAAAUAUAAGACCCGGUUAUUGGUGUUCAUUCACAUGCAGAACACCCACUCGUACGGCACUGUCAACGAGUGGGCGGCCUGUGAUCUCCCGGCGGCCACUUAUAUGUGCGACAAAUGCGAUCUCAAGUACCGGCUAUUACUGCACAUUCGCGUACACCGGGCGUUGGCUCACCCGAUGGCACCCGAGCUCUAUGAAAGUGGCUUCACAUGCGAGAAGUGCCACAAGAGGUUCAAUAGGAUUAUGCCGUUUAUGGUCCACGAGUGCAAUGAGCGCCCGCCACCGGUGCGGCCACUAAAAGCCAAACCUAAACCAAAGCCUAAGCCAAACCUCGGCCGACACAUACCCUGUGACGCGUGCGGCAAAUUGUUUGGCUCCGACUCCGCCCUAGAAAACCAUAAAAAGGAUAAAAAGCAUUGA